CCGUCUGCUUCUCUCUCUCUCUUUCUCUCUCUCUCUCUCUUCAAGGGUUUUGUCAAAUUUCGUUACAGAAUUUUCAUCAAUGGCGGCGACUCCGCCGGAAAACGAAUCGUCGGAAUCCAAAGCCCUGUCCACAGUCUACUCCGAUUACCUUUGGAAGAGAUUAUCCAGUUUCUUUCCGUUUUCUGGUUCGAACUUUCUCGGCAAACUGUCGAAUCUCUACCGCCAAUUAACUCGCGCCAGAUCACGCCGGCGAGGGCCGUGUCUCCCUCUCCCAUUGCCUUCCACUUCACUCGACUCUAUUGUGGAAACUUCUGAGGCAUCGAGAGUGUUUGAUGUUUUACAAGAUAUUUUGGAGCAUAUCUGUUUAGAUUUGCAUAACAUCCAGAAGAACUUACAUUUUUGGCAAUCUAGAGCAGAGGCAUCAAAUGCUCAAAAGGUUUACUUUUUGCUUUUUGAGAGAGGGCCAAGGGCAUUUAUUCAUGGAACUAUUCGACUGGUACGAGAAUGUGUUGUUGAGGGUUCUGGCAUGAAAAAUCUCAGUCGCUCUGCAUCUGCUCAUAUAUCGGAGAGGAUAACCGUCUUAACUACCUUAAGAUAUCAUCUGGCUACUUUUUUGGCACAGGUAUAUGUAGAGGUUGACAGAUUCAGUGAGGAUUUAGUUAGGGAUCCUCAGAAAUCAUUGCCAGAACUGUUGGUAACUAUUAAUGGUUUAUUCUCAAAAUUGGAGGCUUCUAUUAGCCACUUUCAUGCCGUGCAUCAGUGUGAUUCUUCUGUUGAUGGGAGCUAUUCAUUCCCUCUUAUGUUUGAGAAACUGCCAGAAGUGAACCAGGAAGGCUCUCAAUGGACAGAUUGUGAGAGUAGAGAUGCUAUCAACUUGAUUUAUGAAAAUCUCCAUAAACUGGACUCUUACUUAGCUGACCUUGUUGCCAAACACCAGAAACCAAGAAAAGUAACUCUGUACUGGACGCGUUAUACAAUUGGGUUUGUUGGUGUCUCUGUCUGUUCAUUUUGGCUCCUGAAGCAUAGUAGAUUGAUGGGAAGUUCUGACAUUGACAACUGGAUUCAUGAGGCUAAGGAAUCGACUAUUAGCUUUUGGAAGGACCAUGUGGAGCAACCGCUUCUGGCUAUUAGAGAUGAACUUUUUGAGACAUUCAGAAAGAGGCACAAAGGUGUAAUGGAGCAAGAAGAAGUCCAGUUAACUGCCAACUCGUUACACAGAAUGUUGCAGGCUUUCAGCGAACAGACGACAGGUCAAAAAUAUCCAGAGAAUGCAUCAGAACAGAAAAUGCUUGAAGUAGUAAUGUCGAGGUAUGAGAAGGAAGUCAUGAAUCCAAUAAAGAAUCUGGUUGGGGGAGAGCUUGCUCGUGCUUUACUUAUCCAGAUUCAGAAGCUAAAGUUGGAUAUUGAGACGGCAAUGCUCGAGCUAGACCAGAUUCUUAGGGCCAAUGAAAUCAAUUUUGCUAUUCUAGCUGCUUUACCAGCUUUUUUCCUCUCCUUUCUGUUGCUCAUGUUAAUGCGGGCAUGGCUAAAGAAGGAUACUAGAGCGGAAGGUAGGGGAAGGAUUGCUCGACUCCAAAGAAGGCUACUAAUUGUGGAGGUUGAGAAGAGAAUUAUGCAGUUCCAGAUUUGUAUAGAUCAAGGACUGGAAAAUGAUGCUGAAUACAUGUACGGAUUGGGUUUGUAUAGUCUGGAUCGCCUAUAUCGUGCUGUGGAGAGGCAUGCCAAAGCAACUGGUGAAUGGCAAUGUUUGAGACAGGAUAUUAUCGAUUUGGCAAAGCCCCGUCUUCGAACUGAGUACAAGUUCACGAUCACAUCCCGAAUGGUACAGGUGUAUGAUUGCUUGCUUCCUUCAUCCACGCGCCGGUAGUUAACCUUCUCCAUUCUUCUCUUUUUUUUCUUUUUCUGAAUUUUUGGCAAGUUGGAGCACCUUUCUACUUCAGUGAUGGGUGAACGAGGAAAUUUUGUGCAUGUAAUUUUUGACCUAUUUAUGCUUCAGGCAACAGCAACAAUAGGUUUUGGACUAGAUAGGCUCUCUUUCUAGCAUUUGGGAGGAACUCCUCUGUUGUUGUUCUGUUUAUUCAAGCUAAGCUUAAUUCAUAUCA
Rhododendron vialii is the source of this 2102-nucleotide messenger RNA. RefSeq names its product protein DGS1, mitochondrial. Bases 80 to 1867 code for a protein of 595 amino acids. Lineage: Eukaryota; Viridiplantae; Streptophyta; Magnoliopsida; Ericales; Ericaceae. The record is from RefSeq and is a predicted model, not a curated record. The transcript is spliced from 14 exons. Gene Ontology annotation, cellular component: mitochondrial outer membrane.